CAAUUAAGCCGAUUAAAGGUUUACGGCACCAAUAAGCCGCUCAAAGUGUAAGGCAAUUAAGCCGAUUAAAGGUUUACGGCACCAAUAAGCCGCUCAAAGUGUGAGGCAAUUAAGCCGAUUAAAGGUUUACGGCAUCAAUAAGCCGAUCAAAGAUUAAAGGUUUACGGCAUCAAUAAGCCGAUCAAAGAUUAAAGGCUUACGGCACCAAUAAGCCGCUCGAAAAAUUACUACAUCAAACAGUCCACAAAGGAAAUAUUUACCAGAACUUAUCAUCAUGUCGAAUAAACGAAAGGUUGUUUUUUCUAUUAAUGACCAGGGGCAUUGUCGGUUGUGCACUCGCCCGGACGACAUUCAAGAUUUGGUGCAGUGUGAUAAGUGUGAUCGUUGGUUCCACUUCGGCUGUGCGAAACUUGAAAAGUUGCCGGAAAGGACAGAGCCCUGGCUAUGUAUCCAAUGUGAUGCUGAUUACAUGGAAAUACUACAAUUAAAAAAGGAGUUAAUGGCAAUCCAAACAGAGUUGGGAGCUAGAGCUAAGGCCCAGAAAGGUGCUGAGCUCCAUGCGACUUCGCUAGAGCUCGAAUUGGACAACGUCAAACAAGAGCUCGAAAAUAAGGAAAAGGAAGAGAAUACGAGGCAAGACAUUUUAAAGGGCCUCGCAAAUGUGUUGCAAUCCUCACGUAAAGUAUCGGAUCCGGCAAUGUCUGAAGCCUCUAAACCAACUGCCGUUAGUGAGGCAAGGGCAAUAUCAAUCAUGAUGAAACGGCAGCUACAAAUACUGCCUACCUUUUGCGGAGAAGCCCGAGAAUGGCCGGCAUUUAAACGUAGAUUCAUAGAAACUAGCCAGUCGGGUGAAUACACCGAUUCGGAAAAUAUCAUUCGUUUACAACAAGCCUUAAGUGGAAAGGCCGCAAGAAGUGUUCAAGCGUUAAUGCUGGACCCUUCGAAUGUCCAGCAAAUUAUAGAUAGAUUAGAAAAACAAUUUAGACAAGAUCCACAGGGAACUACGAGAAGAGAUAGAAAGGAUACGCCCUAGUGGACCCGGUACAAUCAUCGAGAUUACCGAUGCCCUUGAAAAUUUGGUGUCUCACUUGACAGCAAUGAAGCAGGAGGAAUACCUGCGUGAUCCACGUCUGAUGGACGACAUUGCAUCAAAGCUGCCAUAUGAGCAGCAAAUAAAAUGGAUGGAGUUUAAUCACACAGCAGUUAAAACAGUAACUUCAAAGGAUUUACUCCAAUUUUUAAAACCAAGAGCUGAUAUUCAGAGAGAAAUGUCCAGACAGCCAUUCGAACGGCGAAACAGAAUAAACGUACAUCAAGAGGCAAGAGGUCGUUGUUACCUUUGUAAUGGAGCACAUACCAUUAAAGAGUGCCAUCAAUUUAAAAAGUUAACUCCGUGGGAAAAGCACAAACGCAUUAGGUCGAUUCAAGCAUGCUUUAUGUGUUUAAUAAAACACAACGGGGUAUGCAGAUCAGAGCAAAGAUGUGGGAUAAUGGGAUGUCAAGGGAAACAUCAUAAGAUGCUACAUUUUACUCAAUUCCCCCGAUCGAGAAAUGAGGAAAAUAUGAAAAAUAAUCCAAAAGGUACUGAAAAUAAACCUGCAGUAGUAUUAACAAACUUGCAUUAUCAAUUCAGGACGCAAGUAUUUUAUCAAAUUAUUCCAGUAACUCUAAGGAAUAACGGCUAUCAUGUCGAAACCUUUGCAUUUAUCGAUCCAGGAUCAUCAUUAACUUUGGUCGAUAAACAAGUGACGAAUAAACUCCGGCUGGAAGGAAUACCGGAUCCAUUGAAAAUAACAUGGACCCAAAACUAUUCAAAAAUAGAGGAGUCCAGUGAAAGGGUGAAAUUUAAGAUCAUGGGCUCAAAUCUUAAGGAGUAUAGUCUAGACGAGGUUAGAACAGUCGAAAAUUUGCAAUUACCAAUGCAAACUGUUGACUAUCAAGACAUGUGUGCGGAUUUCCCAUACCUAAGCAGGCUUUCCAUUAGCAGUUAUAAGCGAGCACGACCAAGAAUUUUAAUCGGGCUGAAUGUUCCAUUUUAUUUUGCGUAUCUGAGUUCCCAGACGUGGGGCCUGAUACGGAAAAUAAAAUGUGCAUUUGUAAGGUUCCAAUGUAUUCGUUAUAUUUUACUUUUCGUAUCUCACUAGCUUCAAAAUGUGGGGCUCGAUGCGGAAAAUAAAAUGCGCAUUUGUAGGGUUCUUUUAGCAGUUGUCUACAUUGUGGUACCCAUCGGGAGCACAAUGCAUUUGUAGUGUUUCGCAAAACUUUUUUUUUGUUACAUUGGCGCCCAAAGUGGAGCGUUGCGCAUUUAUAAGGUUCCAAUGUAUUUUUCGUUACAUUGGCGCCCAACGUGGGGCGUUGCGCAUUUAUGAGGUUCCAAUGUACUAUUUGUCACAUAGUCCCAGGAGUCAACUGUCAAAAUGUUUGUUGUAGUAUUAACAUCAAUUUUAUUCUCAGGAUCUUGGGCUCUUAGUGCUUUGAUUGCAGGGGGGUCGCGAUCAACAAAACCACGAUCUCACUUAUUGAAACCCCCUUAUGUGCAUCUAAGCAGCCCAAUAUAACUUCCCAACUUGUAUCAAUCGCUGUUACUCAAACCACCUCUAUAUCAGAAAUAUCAUUCUUAAGAUGUAAACUGGAAGCAUUCCAUCAAGUGCACAGAUGCGGAGUCUCCCUAGACACUUGGCACAAUAGUGGAUACUACUCAGAGGUCCUUGAAAUUAGUCGUGACGAGUGCAUAGAUAUGGUCCACUCUAAUUUCAUAAAUCUGCGUUGGGGGUCGAAUACUCGAGUAACUCUAUCAAAGAAUGGUUACUUCUCGUACAGUUAUACAAGUUUUGGAGGGAUAGAUGGAGGAAGUUGUACAUCCGGAGGCACAUUGACAUCUCCAUCUGGUAUCAGAUGGGACAGGGCUGUGAGGAAUACAAGACUGGAGAUGACUUACACGGUAGGGACUGCUCGGUUAUUCCAUGAUGAAGGGCAGGUAAAAUUCCCUAAUGGCGUAGUCUGCAAUGUGGGGGAAGCGAGGUGUGAUCAUUCAGGUUAUGGCCAUCUGUUUUGGGCAGUGCCUAGUCCAGAUUGUAGGUCAGUGAACUCAAAAAACUCUCUAGUUUUUAGGGGGAUGGCUCAGCUUAUUGUGGACAAGGAUUCGCUGGAGAAGGAGACUAUGAUUUUCAAGUGAAGUUGGGGAAGCCAGGGACAUCCAUCUGUGGAUUCAACUCCUUUUCCACAGAACAUCCACGGCUGUUUGUAACCAUAGUACCACAAAACUCUCCCGAAUUUCCCAUGGUAAAGCCGGUGGGUUCAGAGGAUGUGAACCUUUUAAAUUACAUAAAUUCCAAAUUCGUUUAUGUAAUGAGACAUACGAAACAGGAAGUGGAUCGUCUAUUUAGGUUAUUCGAGCAGGAAAGGGGUCACAUGCAAAAUAGGAUAACUGAGAACCUGAUGACAUUAGCUCUAAUAUCACCGAAGGAGUUUGCCUAUCAAUAUUUCAAGUCUCUUGGUUACACAGCUGUAGUUAGGGGAGAAGUCGUCCAUGUUGCCAAGUGCAGAGAGGUUGCAGUUAUGCCAAGAGUUUUGACCGAUGAAUGCUAUAAUGAGCUGCCGGUUCUGAAGACGGAACAUAGGCCGCCCCCCUAAACUAACGCGGUACUAGGCCCUUCCCAACUUUAUUUGAAGGAAAAGUCUAGCGCUUAAGGCUUAGAUACUUCUCUGGGGUAAACCGAGAGAUUUCUCUAUUCCACAAGCUAAAAACUGACUUAGACGGAUUUAAAGCUUUUGACGAAUUAUCCUUCUGAAGACGGAACAUGGGCCGCCCCCCUAAACUAACGCGGUACUAGACCCUUACCAAGGCUAAUUCGAACAAGAGCUAGAUCUACAAAAACCAGACAAGUCUGUUUGUUGAAAAUCGAAAUCAGUAUUACACUGACCACUUACUCAGGGCUUGUCACACCGAAGAGUUUCCUUCGCGACGUAACACCGGGUUACGUAGUGUCGUCAAAGCUAGGCUAGGCCCGGUGUUCUUCGGGUCCCGCGACCGUGACAGUUUGGUGGCUCCAGAGAGGAGCAUCGCGAUCGUUAGAAGUGUAAGUGCCAGUGGUAAUCAGGUAAGUCAAAGGUUAGCGACACCUUAAAGUUCGUGAAUAUUGCAUGCCUUAAGUGAAAAGAAAAUAGACGGAAAGAAAAUCCCUUAUCCAAAAACUUAAGGAAAGAAACUUCUCCAAUUUUUUCACAAAACCUUUACAUUUAAUUUUUUACAAGGAUAUGCCUGGUGACGAUCCUACACAAGAUAUUAAGGACGUCGCCGAAGUUUUUAACGAGCGGGACCGACAAUUCCAUAAAAUCAGCCAAAGUCCCAGUCAUAAGCGCUGGUCAAACAAACCAAUUGCGGAUAAUAAAUUAGUUGAAACUAGGCACUACGACAGUUACAGAUAGAUUUGGAGGAAAGAACCAAGGCUCAACGAAGAUCCGAGGUUCACUCAACCUCCUUGGAGUUGGAAUUAAAUCACAUUAAACAAGAAAUGCAGAAUAAGGAGAAGGAGGAAGACUCUAAGCAAGAUGUGCUAAAGGGUCUAGCGCAAGUCUUGAAACAAGCCCGCGAAAAAACAUCCUCUAAUGAAUCUUUAGAUAACAAUCAUGUAUCUGAAGGAAAGGUGCUGUCCGUAUUAAUGAGAAGACAACUCCAAUCAUUGCCAACCUUCUCCGGCAUCGCCAGAGAAUGGCCACUCUUCAAACGGCGCUUCUUAGAAACAACUGAAUCCGGAGAGUACACGGAUUCAGAGAAUUUAAUCCGAUUGCAGCAAGCCCUGAGCGGGACUGCUGCCAGAGGCGUCCAAGAAUUAAUGCUCGAUCCAUCUAACAUUCCACAAAUUUUGGAUCGGGUGGAAAAAACAAUUCGGACAAUUUAAAAAGAUCUACAAAGAAUUGCGAGAUGAUAUCGAACGCAUAAGAUCCGGUGGAUCUUACGUUAUAAUUGAAACUGCUGACGCCCUAGAGAAUUUGGUAUCUCAUCUAGAGGCCAUGAAGCAGCAAGAAUAUCUACGAGAUCCUCGACUGGUAGAGGAAAUUGUCAGUAAGUUGCCAUAUGAGCAGCAAGUCAAAUGGAUGGAGUCCUUGCAAUAAAAAUCGAAACAAGGGAAUUCCAUCAUGACCCUUAAAGAUUUGUUGGACUUCAUAAAGCCAAGAGCCGACAUCCAACGAGAGAUGUCCAGACAGCCGUCAGAACGGCGUAAUAGAAUAAACCUGCAUCAGGAAACCCACAAUCGUUGUUAUAUUUGCAACGAAUCUCAUGGGAUAGAAGAAUGCUCCCAGUUCAGGGGCUUAUCACCAUGGGAGAGGAUGAGAACAUUGACGAAUAAGCAUGCAUGUUUCACAUGUCUAAGGAGGCAUGGUGGACCGUGCAAACUUAACAAAUUAUGUGGUUUUUAUGGAUGCAAGGGAAAGCAUCAUAGAAUGCUCCACUAUAACCAAACGCCACAAAGAAGCGAGAAUAAAAACAAAACCGUAAGAGUGCAAGAUACCAAGCCAGCGGUAGCUAGGACACACUUGCAUCACCAAUUUAUGUCAGAAGUGUUCUACCAGAUUAUUCCGGUAACACUCCGAAAUGGUGAUCGUGAAACUCGCACAUACGCCUUUCUAGAUCCCGGUUCUUCAUUGACCUUGGUAGAUAGGCAACUUGUACAUCAGCUUCAGCUGGAAGGGGUUCCCGCCCCACUGAAAAUCGAAUGGACCCAAGACUUUUCAAGAGAAGAAAAGCAAAGUCAGAGGGUGCAAUUAAAGAUAAAGGGAACCAGUGGACGCGAGUUCACGCUAGACAAUGUUAGGACGGCAAAGAAUCUUUAGCUGCCAGUCCAAACCAUCGACUAUAAAGAGAUGGUAGAAGAAUAUCCUCAUUUGGAAGAUUUACCGAUACAUAGUUACAAAAAGGCCCAGCCCAAACUGCUGAUCGGUCUGAAUCACAGCCAUCUCUUGAUGCCAACAGACCGACGAUUCGCAGAGCCAAACCAGCCGAUGGCAAUAGAAACCCCGCUAGGAUGGUUAAUAUUCGGUAACAUAAGCAAAAACAUUCACGAGGAUCAUGCUCUAAUGAUCCAUGAAGAAGCGAAGGCUCAUGAAUUGAUGCAACAUUACUUCUCAGUUGAAGAUUUCGGGGUUACGGUUCCCGAAAAUCUACCAGAAUCAGAAGAGGUCAAAAGAUAAAAUAAAAUUGUUGCGGAAACCCUAAAAUACGACGGGGACCGCUAUGAAAUUGGAUUAUUGUGGAAGCAAGACAGUUUCACUUUCCCAGACAGCUACCAGCAAGCAUUGAAGCGCUUGGUUGGGCAAGAACAAAAGCUGAAGGGCAACUUAAAAUUAAAAGAGUGGCUACUCGAAACCAUGAACGAUUACAAGAAUAAGGGAUACGUCAGAAAGCUAUCCCCUGCAGAGAGAAUCGAAUGGCAUAAGGAUGCAUAUUAUUUGCCCCACUUUAUCGUCAGAACAAAAAUCCCCCAAAGCCACGAUUAGUUUUUGAUGCCGCUGCCAAAGUAAAAGGAGUUUCAUUUAACUCUGCACUUUUAUCGGGGCCUGACGCAACGACGUCAUCCCUAGGAGUAACGAUGAGAUUCCGAGAGGGCCGCACAGCAAUAGCGGGGGACAUCAAAGAGAUGUUCAGCCAGAUUAAAAUUAGACCUCAAGACCAACGUAAACAAUGCUUCUUAUUUAGAGAUUGUGAUCAGACUAGAGAACCAGACGUUUACGUGAUGCAAGUCAUGCCAUUUGGUUCCACCUGCUUGCGCUCAAAUUGUGAAGAAUCAUAAUGCCGAGCAAUUCAAGGAAGUGUUACCUAAGGCAGCAGAAGCCAUAGUCAAACAACAUUAUGUUGACGACUAUAUUAAUAGUUUCGACUCCACGAAGGAAGCCGUCGAAACAAUAAAGGGAGUGAUAAAGAUACACCAACACGCAGGCUUCUUUAUAAGAAAUUUUAUCUCUAAUAAUAAGGCUGUUUUUGUCGGAACUACCAGCGAAUAGAGUACAGGUAAACCCUGUAAAGAUAUUCGAGGAUAAGGAGUCACAAGGUGAAAAAGUAUUGGGCGUAUAUUGGGAUACCAUUCUAGAUUGCAUCAGCUAUAAAUUAAAUUUCAACCGAUUACCGGACGCUGUCCGAACAAACGCAAGACGUCCAACGAUGAGAGAGAUGCUGUCUUUCGUCAUGAGCAUUUACGAUCCAAUGGGGUUAAUUUCCAAUUUGACAAUACAUGGAAAAAUUUUAAUGCAAAAAUAGCAUAUAGAAAUGUCAGAUUGGGAUUCACUCCUGUCCGACAGCUCCUACAAACAAUGGAAACAAUUCCUUACAAUCAUACAACAGGCUAACGCCAUAAAGGUACCACCUCUACAGUGACAAUGGAACCAAUUUCGUUGGGGCCGAAAAAGAGGUGAAAGCAGACAUAGACGAAAUCAAUAAAAACUUGGGCGGAGGAGUUGCAGCGUCAAUGGUAAUCAACUGGACAUUCAAUCCUCCCACCGCUCCGCACUUUGGAGGAGCUUGGGAAAGAUUGAUUCAGGGAAUUAAAAGGUGUCUAAAGGCUAUACCAGAGUGUACCCAGACACGAAAGCCUACAAUAGAGGAAUUAAGAUCUGCUCUUAUUCAAGCAGAAUUUAUAUUGAACUCUAGGCCAUUAAUUCACAUAUCAUUGGAAAGCGAAGAGGAGGAACCUCUUACGCCGUUUCAUUUCUUAAUUGGAAGAGCUGGCGAAUAUGCGCCUCCUUAUUCCAUCCCUACCGGAUGCUUAACGAAAAAACAGUAUGAGAGAAUAAAUCAAUACUCUCAACAUUUUUGGGUACGAUGGCAGAAGGAGUUCGUACCAACUCUCGUAAAUCGCAAUAAGUGGACAAAGAAGGUUGAGCCACUAAAAGAGGGAGACAUUGUGCUUAUAUAACGGACAAAGAAACGCAUCCAGGAAAAUGGCUAAAGGGAAGAAUUAUAGAAGUGAGACGAGCAGCGGAUGGCCAGGUACGAUCCGCUCAGAUCAAAACUAUACAAGGCAUAUACUCCAGACCUGCCACAAAGAUAGCAGUCUUGGAUGUAAAGAACAAGGACGAUGAUAACGCGAAACAGGAACCAAAUUCGACUCCUGCUCCCGUUAAUCAUCAGCCAGGAACCUCAGGCUAAGCCGCACAAAUCGGAAUCAAAUCGUAAGUCGAACGAUAAAAUUCACAAAUUGAUUCCAAGAAUUGAAUCAAAAGCGAUCGCAAAACUCAAGUAUCCAAAAAUAAAGGAUAUAUGCAUCAUCAAUCACCAUCGUGAGGCAUACGCCCAUGAGGAGCUGGAACUUCCAACUACCUCACGAGUAAUGAAAGGAAGAAAACCCACCGAAAAGGAAUGGGUAAAAACACUUCCAAAAGAUGCAAUAGUAAAUCAAGAAAAGAUUCUGAAGGACCCUUAAGCGGAAGUCCUAGGGAGAGCGCCGUAAGAUAGACGUUGACAAAGUUAAAGAGAUGCACGAUCGUUGGAACGAUAAGAUAAACAAAGAAAAGAACCAGACGUCGCGCGGGAACGAAGUUCCCUCGAAGAAAAUUCGAUUCUCUUCAAGAGGGGCCCUCAAGGCAUUAAUUAUGUUAUUUUGCAUAGGGACCGUGUUUGGAUCGGAACCCUCAGGAUUAAUUGCUUAUGACUGCGCUAAUCCUGACAUCAAUAUGACCAGCUAUUCUCUGCUGGAUGUGGAUUCUUGCAUACCCACUAUCAAAAACCUUACUACGGUAGAAGUACCGAUUCAAGUACUUCAGAGAAGCGCUAAGAGUAGCGCUAUGGUAUACCAAUGUAAGGUAAUAAUUAAGCGUAUAGUUAAGCAUUGUGGAAUACACUCUCAUACUUCUGAUUAUGAGAGAAGAUACGCUUAUACAGGGCUGACACGACCAACCUAAUCCACAUAAAUCACAUGGCUGACCGUGACAGCCGAGCGUGAGUUAGUGAAAAUUCUCCGACUCAAACCAAGUACAGUGUUAGUGAAAUAGUGAAAAAUAUUCGACAACAUGGGAAAAACUCAGUCGAAGAAAGUGCAAGUAUCUGGAGACCCUCAGGUCCAUUUCCCAUAGCCUACCAAUGAAUAUGCAACCCGUAUCUUUCAACACCAUAGCUAAGCCAUACCAGCUGAACCACAUCCAGUUGACUUACACAGCAAUCCUACUCUCCGUUCUAGUUCUCACAUAGCGAGCAACGACAUACCCAGUGACCCACUAAAGAAAUAAUAAACAUUCAUAGGCUCUCACGUUCUGAUUGAAUUUAACUACAACAUAUGGUAACUCACCACAUUCUCUUUCACAUGUUUCGCUCUCGCACUCUAAACUUACUCUCACGAACUAAACAGAACAGAACGACGCAACGGUUAAUCCAAGCUGACACCGACGAACCAAUCAGAAGACCGUAUGACAGAUGGUUGUUAAAGUAACGCCUCCGACGCCAAGUUAGAUAGUUUUCCCAUAUCUGUAUUCGAUUAAACUUAACUAUCUAUGUAUUGACUAAAUUGAAUAAUGUAAUUUUAUAAAAACUAAAGACGAGAAAAAUAAAGAGGAUUCUUAUUCCUGAACCCAAAGAAUGAGUUUGUUUUAUGGCGACCGUUUUUCUCCCGAGCGAGCAAUGCUUCGGAUCAAAGAGUGAAAUUUACCUUGAAAAAGUGAAUUAAAGUGUAAAUUUACAACUCGAAAAAUCGGAUCAAAGUGAAGCUUGAAAAAUCGAAACAAAGUGAAGAUUCUAUACUAGAAAAAUUCGAAUCACAAACCACAAAGUGCCAAUUGGAGAAAGUGCAUAGUGAAGCUACGCAAAUUCAUCAUGGGCUGGUUUAGUAGUGACGAGAUCAUUACUAACACCGCCAGUAUUAGCAGCAGCAUGGAAGAUAAGUUUGUUGCUGGAGCUGUGAGUGUGAUUGCUAUUUUGCUAAUAUUUAUAGUAAUCUGUAAAUCUGUAAUCUGUAAGUCAGUGAAGAAAAGUAAAUAAAAAAAAACAUUUGAACAAUACGUGCGUCAAUCAACGAAGAAAAUUCUACCGUUAUGGUAAACAGUGCAAAAACGGGUACACCCCGUAAUAAUACAAAAUAAGAAUACAUCGAAGAGGAUACAGCAAGAAGGCCAACCGAUGGAAGCAGAUGCUGAGCAUUACUGCAAACACCGAGUCUUCCAAGUGUGCCACCACCAUUUGACGGCGUGGUAUAAUCAUCAACUACGGAAAACAGCGUAAAAGAUAAGUAAAGUUUAAAACCUUAAGUUAAGUUUUUUUUUCAUGUUCUCAAUUCAUACAAUAAUCAUAAAAGUAAGAAUGGAUGAUCCAAUUCCUUUAGAAAUUUGGAUCUUAAUAGAUGAAUUUCUUGAAAGUGUUAAAGAGCAAAUAUAAUAAUCUCAUAAAUAGUUGAUUUCUAAUUUGUAAAAAAAAAUAUAUUUUGAAUUAUACAUCAGUUUAUUGUUACGAAAAUUCAUGAUUUUAAAGUGUGUGUGUGCUUGUUUAUUAGAUAAAAAUUCAUUUCGAACAACAAAAUGUAUAUUAAAUGGAUCGGCUCCGAGAACUCGAAGCCCACAUUAAACGUGAGUUUUCAAACUUGGUCAAAAGUAAACAUAGAAUAAUCCAAGGUGACACCGACGAUCCAAUCAGAAGACCGUAUGACAGAUGGUUGUUAAAGUAACGCCUCCGACGCCAAGUUAGAUAGUUUUCCCAUAUCUGUAUUCGAUUAAACUCAACUAUCUAUGUAUUGACUAAAUUGAAAAAUGUAAUUAUAUAAAACUAAAGACGAGAAAAAUAAAGAGGAUUCUUAUUCCUGAAACCAAAGAAUGAGUUUGUUUUAUUAGUGACUUGUCGAAGAUACAAGUCACAUUCAGAGAACACUU
Molecule: messenger RNA, 10845 nt
Organism: Aedes albopictus (Asian tiger mosquito)
Lineage: Eukaryota; Metazoa; Arthropoda; Insecta; Diptera; Culicidae
Exons: 2
Coding region: 1098-2144 (348 amino acids)
Source: RefSeq, a predicted model, not a curated record